Molecule: messenger RNA, 2005 nt
Organism: Vicia villosa (hairy vetch)
Lineage: Eukaryota; Viridiplantae; Streptophyta; Magnoliopsida; Fabales; Fabaceae
Product: mitochondrial-processing peptidase subunit alpha-like
Exons: 13
Coding region: 144-1664 (506 amino acids)
Biological process (GO): proteolysis
Cellular component (GO): mitochondrion
Molecular function (GO): metalloendopeptidase activity; metal ion binding
Source: RefSeq, a predicted model, not a curated record
UCCAAAGGAAAGGUGCUUCUCUCUCGGUUGUGUUGUCCUGCUUCACAGAAUCAUAGGUUUCUCGCCACACACAGAUCAAACUACAACCAAUUCCAACAACUACCUCAUUUUCAUUUAGGGUUCCAUUUUCUUCCUCAUUCGCCAUGUAUAGAGCCACAGCUUCAUCCCUCAAAAGGCAUCUCAAGGGCCGUGGUGGCAACUUGGGAGCUACUAGGUUUAAUACUUCAAGUGCUGUAGCUGCAAAGGUUUCCUCGGGUGGUUUGUUUAGCUGGCUUACCGGGGAGCGUUCGAGUUCACUUCCUCCUCUUGAUACGCCGCUUAGUUCUGUUGUUCUUCCUGAUCCUUUACCUGAUUAUGUUGAACCAAGCAAGACCAAGAUCACAACUCUUUCUAAUGGACUCAAAAUCGCGUCAGAGACCUCGUCGAACCCUGCAGCCUCAAUUGGGUUAUAUCUCGACUGUGGUUCCAUCUAUGAGACACCGUUGUCAAGCGGAGCUUCUCAUUUGCUAGAGAGAAUGGCUUUCAAGAGCACGGUUAACCGUAGUCACUUUCGUAUUGUAAGGGAGGUAGAAGCAAUUGGUGGUAAUAUAGGAGCCUCGGCCUCUCGAGAACAAAUGGGCUACACAUUUGACGCUUUAAAGACUUACAUUCCACAAAUGGUUGAGUUACUCGUUGACUGUGUAAGGAACCCAGCCUUCUUGGAUUGGGAGGUCAAUGAAGAGCUUCGAAAGGUGAAAGCAGAGCUUGGGGAACUCUCAAACAAUCCCCAGGGUUUGCUUUUGGAAGCAAUUCACUCUGCUGGUUAUUCUGGUGCAUUAGCUUAUCCUCUUUUAGCUCCUGAAGAAGCACUGAACAGAUUGGAUGGCCCCAGUUUAGAGGAAUUUGUUGCUGAAAAUUACACAGCUCCUAGAAUGGUACUUGCUGCAUCUGGGGUUGAUCAUGAAGAGCUUCUAUCAGUUGCUGAGCCACUUCUUUCUGACCUACCAAGUGUUCCCCGUCCUAAUGAACCAAAAUCUACCUAUGUUGGAGGUGAUUUCCGUCGUCACGGUGAAGAAGGGGCCGCACAUGUUGCCAUUGCUUUUGAAGUGCCCGGUGGCUGGCAACAGGAGAGAGAUGCUAUAGUUUUGACUGUUCUACAGAUGCUUAUGGGAGGAGGCGGUUCAUUCUCAGCUGGAGGGCCCGGUAAAGGGAUGCACUCAAGGCUAUAUCUUCGCGUGUUGAAUGAAUAUCAACAGAUUCAAUCAUUUUCUGCAUUCAACAGUAUCUUCAACAAUACAGGAUUAUUCGGCAUUUACGCGAGCACUAGCCCUGAGUUUGUACCAAAAGCUGUAGAUUUAGCUGCCAGAGAACUAAUAUCAAUUGCAUCGCCUGGACAAGUUUCUCAGGUACAGCUUGACCGUGCCAAACAAUCCACAAAAUCUGCAGUUCUUAUGAAUCUGGAAUCUAGAAUGAUUGCCUCAGAAGAUAUUGGAAGGCAGAUUUUGACAUACGGAGAAAGAAAGUCUGUGGAACAGUUCCUGACGGCCGUAGAUGAAAUCACUUUGAACGAUAUCACUAAAAUAUCUCAGAAGAUUAUUUCCUCACCUUUGACUAUGGCAUCUUAUGGAGAUGUUAUUAACGUGCCAAGUUACGAAACUGUGAACCGCAUGUUCCAUGCGAAAUGAACAAUAUGACAAGUUUUCUGAAUCAUAUACACGCAUGCUUCCAAUUUUCAAGAGCAAUGCUGAAAAUAAAUCCAGGAAAAUUUUGUGCGGAUUAUAGGACCCAUUAUUGAGGUUCUCAUGUUGGAUUAUUCCAAUUUUUGAUUUGUUUGAGUAAAUUUUUCUCUUCUUUCUUCUGCUUAAGAGAUCACAAAAGCAGUUGAAUAUGAUUUUUAUCUGUUUUUGAUAAUCUCUUUUACUAAUCAGUAUCUCGUGUAAUACUCGGGAUUUAGUUUUCGAUCGGUGUUCAUGUGUUUGAAUUCAUAUUAACUCAGUAGAAAUAAAUACACAAUGCAUUUCAACUA